Messenger RNA from Struthio camelus australis, 543 nucleotides. The record is from RefSeq and is a predicted model, not a curated record. Lineage: Eukaryota; Metazoa; Chordata; Aves; Struthioniformes; Struthionidae.
AAGGACCAUGGACAAGACUUUCUGGUGGGCAACCAGUUUAGCAGGGCAGACGUGCGAUUACUUGAAACCCUUUUAAUGGCGGAAGAGUGCAAGCCUGAUAUACUUGCCAAAUUUCCUCUCUUGCAGAGUUUUAAAGCAAGAAUAAGCAAUGUCCCCACCAUCAAGAAAUUUCUGCAGCCGGGCAGCCAGAGAAAACCACCACUACAGGAAAAAGAUCUCCCAAAAGUGAUGAAAAUUUUCAAUAUUGGCCAGUGAGCAGCAAUCUAAAAUCACAACCACCCUAUUGCAUUUUCUCUGUGUUUCCUGAGAGUGGCAAAGUGAAAUUAAUGAAAAUAGUUAGGAGGUUUUUUUGAUCUCUCCUUCUCUAGCUAAGGAUUGGGUUUGGCCUACUGUAAACACUUCCGAAGUAAAUCUGCUGGAGCACACCAGCACAUGAAAUGGUUAAAUGAAUUAUGGGCCGCACUGGACAAAGCAGGGAUGUCUUAAAUUAUUGAUUUUAAGAGAUUACCUGAAAUAAAGUCUCACUAUUGACAUUUGAAAACA